AGUUACUUCCUGCGACGCUAGCUUGGGUGCUACAGAAUAAACCUCCUUGAUAGACAGCUUCAGCGGAGAGGGUGCCUGCAUUGACUGUAAACGCCACAGCGAUACACGGGAAGGUCACAAGGAGAGCUUUGUCAGGAUAAUUAGAGAACUAUAUGAUACAUACACAAAUAAAAUAAAAUUGUCAGUAUUUGUGGAUUGUCAAGUCUUAGAGGGGGACACGGAAAUAGCUAGCCACUGCUAGCUGACAGACGCUAACUGAAAGUGUCAAUUAGUCCAUUAACGUUAGCUAGAUUAAACGGUUACGGACAGUUACUGUCAGUUGCACAACGGAGUAAACGGCUUUGAAAAACAAACGUUUUAUAGAAUCGUUGAGUCUCUUCAGUUAGCGGUAGGUAACAUUUAGUCCAUCUUCAGCUAAAGUCAGGUGACGUUGAAAAGCGACGAUGGACUUCCUUGCUGGAUGCAUCGGAGGUGCAGCUGGAGUCUUGGUAGGACACCCAUUUGACACAGUUAAGGUGAGGCUGCAGGUCCAGAGUGUUGCCAAGCCUCUGUAUCGUGGGACCUUUCACUGUUUCCAGUCCAUCGUACGACAGGAGUCGGCAUUUGGUUUGUACAAAGGCAUCGGAUCCCCCAUGAUGGGCCUUACAUUCAUCAACGCUAUAGUGUUUGGUGUUCAGGGAAACACCAUGCGGCUGCUGGGAAAUGACACCCCCAUGAACCAGUUCCUUGCCGGUGCAGCAGCGGGUGCCAUCCAGUGUGUCAUCUGCUGCCCCAUGGAGCUGGCUAAAACCCGUAUGCAAUUGCAGGGUACUGGAGAGAAGAAGUCCUCUAGGAAGUUGUACAAGAAUUCCCUGGACUGCUUGGCACGCAUCUACAAUCGGGAGGGUCUGCGGGGUGUAAACAGAGGCAUGGUCACAACAUUGAUCCGUGAGACACCUGGCUUCGGAGUGUAUUUCCUGGCCUAUGAUGUGCUGACGCGCAGCCUUGGCUGUGAGCCGGAUGACCGCUACAUGAUCCCCAAACUGCUGUUUUCUGGGGGCAUGGCUGGCAUCGCCUCCUGGCUUUCCACCUAUCCUGUAGAUGUGAUCAAAUCGCGGCUGCAGGCGGACGGGGUGGGUGGAGUAAACCAGUACAGCAGUAUUGCUGACUGCGUGCGACAGAGCGUCAGGAGAGAGGGCUACAUGGUGUUCACACGAGGCCUCACCUCCACGCUGCUACGAGCCUUUCCUGUGAAUGCAACCACCUUUGCGACCGUCACCCUCAUCCUCAUGUACUCUCGGGGGGUGGAGGAGGGACCUCAAGACUGUGAGUCGGUUCAGCCGAGCCACCAGGCGCAGCUACAGCAGCAGGCCCAACCCUCCAGCCUGUGACAGCACAGAGGUCUCGUCCUCAACCUGGGCACUUUACAAGAGCAUGGAAGGUAAAAUAUACAUACAAACCCUUUAUCACUGUGUGUCUCAUCAGACCAGUCAUUCCCAAUUCUGAGUAACAAAACCCUAGUUUAUAUAAACACUUGCUUUUACUUUCAUGUCAUAAAAAUAUAUUGUAUUAUUAUAUAUAUAUUUGUUCUUUUCAGGUUUGCAUCUGAAGAAGCAUACUUAUAAAGGGGAUGGUGUUACCUCUAAUAGGAUGGGGGCUCUGAGAUUCUUGACAGGUUUUAACAGCAGGGUUUAUUUGUGGGAAAUGUGUAGUGUGACACUGAUCCAGACUUGUUACACUGAAGGUUGAUAUCGUUAUUACAUAUAUAUCUUAAACUGUGCAGUGUUUAACUGCACGUGUAUAUAUCAUUGUUUUUGAUUUCAUUUAUUUAUUUUUUAUGUUUAUUGGAAACAUUUUCCCUGCCUUAUAAUAUGAACACUUUUAUUGUGUAAGGAAGCUGAAGCACCUGAUUGUACCUGAGCUGUAACCCAGAAGAGCCGAGAGAGAGAGAGAGAGAGAGAGAUGGAAUUCUUAUCACUUGUGUCUGCUUUGAAACCAAAAAGACACAUUGCAGCUCUAGAUUCUCACUAUAGCACUAUUACGCCGUACAGCACACGUCAGUCCCCGAUGCCCAACAGAAAUCCAGCAGUUUGAAGGGCUCUUCAGGGGCCGAAUGUAAAAUGUGUGUGUGUGACGCAGGGAUGGAGAUGGCGUUAUGUUAUGUUUCAUGUCUUGUUUGCUCGUCCGUUUGGCAUGUUGUGUUUUGGGGGAAAUGUAAAGAUUAGGUAGCCUCUUAAAGAGUGCAGGAAAAAGCUCCUUGUAUAACAUGAAUUAAAAGCUUUGGUUACUGAGCAGAACGACCUGCAUGAAAUGUCCCUGUGGAAGAUUUUAAAGUAUUGUUUCCUUAAACUUGACAAAGUGUAUGUGUGUCUACUUAUACUGUACCUGAUCUGGAUUGGGGCUUUAAUGAACUUGUUUAUUUUCUAUAUUAGCAUAAUAAUGUACAGGUAUUGGUAAUGCGUGGGCCUUGUGUGCUUUCUGCAUGUGUGUGGUCAGUAUCAGAUGUAUAUAUUUUUUUUUUCCAUUUCCUGCCUGAAUGUGGAAUAUCUUGCUGUAAAGCAAUCAAAGUUACUCUCCUACAAAAAGGCUAACGUGUCAGCGGUACGUUGUCGGUGCUACUGAAAAUCUGUUCCCCCUGAAUGCUUUUCCGAGCUCUUUUUGUAAACCUAGCAACAGAUCAAACUACUGUAAAGACAGUCUAUGAAAGGCUGCUGGAGAGCAGGCAGUCACAGAGGCACUUGUUGAAUGUAACACACCUGUAUUCACUUGCAGGUGAAGGAUAACAUGAUUUCUUGGAAUCCUGUUUAAAUCUUAAUGUGACUAGUUUCAAUCUUUCAAUGCUGCUGAGAAACUUGAAAAUCUCCAAGGCUAUGUUUGGGUGUGUGUGUGUGUGAUGAUGGGAAAUGUAAGCGCAAAGGGAUGUUUCUGGUAUGUCUGUAGAAGUUGCUUGUGUUUAAGCAAUAAUUCCACCUCUUGAGCGGCGACUGUUAUCCUCGACUGUAAAGUAGAUUACAUCUGAAACUCUGAUUGCCAUUUGACAGCUAACCUGUAGUCCAGCUGAUGUGGAAGAUGCACUAUGUACAAGAUGUAGCUGUAUUAAUGGGAGUUUGUGUUGAAGUGUUAAUGUAUAUAUAUUUAUAUAUAAACAUAUGGCAUAUAUUUUUCAGUCUAAAGUAGUCGUGUGGUUCCCUGAAUGUCUGAGUUGAAGCAAUUUUUAAAGUCUCCAUUUGAUCAAUUUGAUAUCGCUGUUACGCUUAAGAGAUUUUAACUGAAAAACUGAUAUAUUUUUGUAACAUAGCUGCACAUAACAUAUUUGUCAGUGAUGAUGUGUACAAUGGCUAAAUAAAAAUGAUUCAGCA
This is a messenger RNA of Cottoperca gobio, 3338 nucleotides long. Its product is annotated as mitochondrial basic amino acids transporter-like. Gene Ontology annotation, molecular function: high-affinity L-arginine transmembrane transporter activity. Lineage: Eukaryota; Metazoa; Chordata; Actinopteri; Perciformes; Bovichtidae. Gene Ontology annotation, biological process: mitochondrial L-ornithine transmembrane transport. Bases 444 to 1370 code for a protein of 308 amino acids. The transcript has 4 exons. The record is from RefSeq and is a predicted model, not a curated record. Gene Ontology annotation, cellular component: mitochondrion.